Cannabis sativa is the source of this 2023-nucleotide messenger RNA. RefSeq names its product OVARIAN TUMOR DOMAIN-containing deubiquitinating enzyme 7. The transcript is spliced from 12 exons. Lineage: Eukaryota; Viridiplantae; Streptophyta; Magnoliopsida; Rosales; Cannabaceae. Gene Ontology annotation, molecular function: cysteine-type deubiquitinase activity. Gene Ontology annotation, biological process: protein deubiquitination. Bases 228 to 1526 code for a protein of 432 amino acids. The record is from RefSeq and is a predicted model, not a curated record.
CUAGUAGUACUUUAUUUGAAGCAGUUUAAAGAAGUUGUUGAGUUGGUCUAGGAAUGAGAUGAAAUUUUGACUUACGGGUGUAUAGGGUUUUCCUGUUAUAAAAAAAAAAAAAGAUGAGGUCCACACUAUGUAUGCUUGUGUGACUUUGGAAUAUACAUUGUUCAAGAUGGGGCAUGGUAAUACCUUAGUUGGAACAGUUUCUCUGGUAGUGCUGGGCUGGUCUAGGAAUGAGAUGGGGUUGGACUUUUCGAAGUAAGUUAUGUGUAUGGAGUUUUCUUGGUGUGAAAUUUUGCGAACAAAGAUGUGGCCCGCUUUGCUUUAAGCAUAUUGUUGGGCAAUCAAGGUAUUACAAAGUUGUGGAUAUGAGUUGGUUCUGUUGUGGAAAUGAAGAGCGAUUAUUGAGGAUUAAUAUGGAGGAGGAAAUUUGGAUCAAAAAGCAGGGCAAACAAGUGGAUAUUUCACAGUUUCGUGCACAACUUGAUGUGUUGGGCCUAAAAAUAAUUCAAGUGACUGCAGAUGGUAAUUGUUUCUUCAGAGCUCUUGCUGAUCAACUAGAAGGCAAUGAAGAGGAGCAUGCGAAAUAUCGCAGUAUGGUGGUACAAUAUAUUUUGAGGAAUCGAGAAAUGUUUGAGCCAUUUAUUGAGGAUGAGGUCCCAUUUGACGACUACUGCCUAAACAUGGAGAAGGAUGGUACUUGGGCUGGACAUAUGGAAUUGCAAGCUGCUUCUCUUGUAACACGCAGUAACAUAUGCAUUCACAGGAGUAUGUCGCCUCGCUGGUACAUAAGGAACUUUGAAGAUCAAUGUUUUCAUAUGGUUCAUUUAUCAUAUCAUGAUGGUGAGCAUUACAAUAGCGUGCGAUCGAAGGAAGAUUCCUGUGAGGGACCAGCUAGACCUAUCACAAUUAAGGUUGAUGCUGAUCUUACCAAGAAAUCUGAUCAAACAAAAGCUGCGGAGAACAAGUGGAAAGGGGGAGCUGGCAGGAACAUUAUAGAUGCUGGAUCCAUCAAAUUGGUUAUUGCUGGAACAGGUUGUGCUAAUGCUGAAAAAGUUGAAGAGGUUUUACUACAGGUAGAUGGUGAUGUGGAUGCUGCCAUAGAGUUUUUGGUAGCAGAACAAGGAACAGAAGAGUGUUCAGUGCGACCUGAUUCACUUUCCAAUGCUGCAGAUAAUUCUCCUUGUAAUGGCUGGGGUGAAGAUAAACAAGCAAUAGAAGUGGAGAAGACGUAUAGACAGGAUGUGGCUAGCAGUAGCAAUAAUCUUGCUCAUGAAAACAUUAGUUCCCUACCAGAUGAUAAGAAGAUCUCUAGAAACCAGCUCUGUCCAUGUGGUUCGAAAAAGAAGUAUAAAGCUUGUUGUGGAACAGUCAGUGCGAAGGCCUCUAAUAAGUUUGUAAUUAGUCAAACUAUGGACUCUAGAAAGGGUAGAAGAGAGAGGAAGCAUGGCAAGAAAGGAGCAAGCAUAAAAGUUGUAUCAGCCUGCGGCCCUAGUGGAGGGCCUCCUGACAUGGGUGCACUCUGUAUUUGAUCUGUUAUCCGUAAUCUCAAAGUCUUACCACCUAACAGGAUCUCAUCGCUCAUUCCCUUAGUUUCUGCCAUGAACCCUGAAACCGAAAGAGCUUAUUAAUAAGCGAGGAACUUUGCAUCCCAAACAUGAACUUGGGACAGUGUAAAAAAGUUGGAAGGGAAAAAAAUCAACUCUCAGAGCAUGCUCAGUCCAUGAAUUCUCCAUUGCUUUCUAAAGUAAGGAUACUUUUUGUGCUGGUUUUUUGAGUGAUUUCUUGUUCUUUUGUUGAUUUUUUUAGACGAGUCCCUUCAAGACAGGAGUGAAAGAGGGCAAAGCUGAGGGAAAGGAAAAAGAUAGAUCAGUACAAGUGUUUGUUUUGGUUAAAAUAGAUGAAAACUACAUGGGGAGAGAGCUUCUAGUUAGACUUUGAGUUGCCUGUGAGUGAAUAUACGAAUAUAAGCACAUAAUUGUUAUUAAAUCGGCAUUUAUCAAUUUUAUUGGUUUGGAGAUUUACCUCA